AUGGCGCCCAAAAAGGCCGACCAGCCUAAGAAGAAGACGAAGACUGUCGAUGACAAGACCUUCGGCAUGAAAAAUAAAAAAGGAGGAGCCGCCAAGAGACAAAUCACCCAGUUGAACGCGCAAGCCGCAUCCAACAAGAACCCCGAAGAGAAGAAACGAGCCGCUGAGAAGGCCCAGCGUGAGCUCGAAAAGAAGGCUGCCGAGGCAGCUAAGAAGGAGGCUGCAGAGCUCUUCAAGCCCGUCCAAGUACAGAAAGUUCCAUUCGGUGUCGACCCGAAGACUGUUCUGUGCCAAUUCCACAAGAAGGGUGGUUGUGAGAAGGGUCGCAAGUGCAAGUUCAGUCAUGACUUGAACAUUGAGCGCAAGGCGGCCAAGAAGGAUCUGUACACCGAUUCGCGUGAUGCCGAGGAAGGCGAGGAAGACACUAAGAAGGCUGAUACUAUGGAUCAGUGGGACGAGGAGAAGUUGCGCAGUGUCGUGCUGAGCAAACAUGGAAACCCACGGACGACUACCGACAAGGUCUGCAAAUUCUUUAUUGAGGCUGUGGAGAACCAGAAGUAUGGUUGGUUCUGGGUUUGUCCGAAUGGUGGUGAUAAGUGCAUGUACAAGCACAGCUUGCCUCCAGGAUUCGUCCUUAAGACUAAGGAGCAGAAGGCGGCGGAGAAGGCCCUGAUGGACAAGUCACCGCUGAACACCCUCACUCUGGAAGACUGGCUGGAGUCUGAGCGCCAUCUGUUGACCGGAAAACUGACACCGGUCACACCGGAGACCUUCGCCAAGUGGAAGACUGAGCGUCUGAGCAAGAAGGCCGCCGAGGAGCAAGCACAGAAGGCCAAGGAGGCAACCGGUCGCUCACUGUUCGAGGCUGGUGACUGGAAGGAUGACGGCAGCAGUGAUGAAGAGUCGGAUGACGAUGAUGAUGGCUUCAAUUUGGAUGCGCUGCGCGAAGAAACUGAGAAAAUACGCGAGCAGAAGGAAGAGGAACGGAUGGGCAAGCUUAAUGGGAUCCCUGGUAUUGAAGUACCAACUGCGGGCUGA
Molecule: messenger RNA, 1038 nt
Organism: Penicillium pulvis
Lineage: Eukaryota; Fungi; Ascomycota; Eurotiomycetes; Eurotiales; Aspergillaceae
Product: translation machinery-associated protein TMA46
Exons: 4
Coding region: 1-1038 (345 amino acids)
Biological process (GO): cytoplasmic translation
Cellular component (GO): cytosol
Molecular function (GO): mRNA binding; metal ion binding
Source: RefSeq, a predicted model, not a curated record